Arachis ipaensis is the source of this 2157-nucleotide messenger RNA. It is a transcript of the gene HT1, whose product is annotated as Protein kinase superfamily protein. Lineage: Eukaryota; Viridiplantae; Streptophyta; Magnoliopsida; Fabales; Fabaceae. Gene Ontology annotation, biological process: protein phosphorylation. Gene Ontology annotation, molecular function: protein serine/threonine kinase activity; ATP binding. The record is from RefSeq and is a predicted model, not a curated record.
AGACUUUGCACUGUGGCCACUUAUAUAAACAUUACAUUCAUUGAUAAAUGAUGAAUGAUGAUGAUGCAUGCAAUAAAAGGAAACAAAGUAACCCAUAACACAAACUAAAAAUAAAGGCUCUCUUUUGAACCAAGAACUCACGAGACACCCCUGAAUCAGUUCUUCUUUAUGCUGCUAAACGACCUAAUCCUCCUGAUUCCUGAUCCAUCCUAUUUGUAGAAACCGUGAAAGAAAAAACUGCUUCUUCUUCUUCUUCUUCCUCUUUCUUUCUCUUCCAGAAUUUCAUUUUCAUGAAACUUCCAUGCAUUUGCUUCCAAUUCUUGUUAAACAAUGAAACCCCAGCAUCCCUUAUUGUUUGUGUCUCUGGUUAUGUGUGAUAGUAAGAGUUCUUGUUCUUGAAAAGUGUGAGAAAAGCUUGACAUGAAAAAGUGGCCUUGUUCCAUACCACACCUUUCUGUUCUCUUGUUAAAAUCCAGAAGGGUCUUCUCUCAAGACGUAAAUGAAUCAUUUUGAUGCAUGCUUUUCGUUCUUUGUUGUUGGAGCCCGUGUUUCGGAAUCCGUUUAUGGCUUCAUGCACUUCCUGAAAUCGGUUCACACGUUCAGAAGGAAAGCUGUUCCAUUUGACUGUCUUUUCUGACAAGCAUCACAGACAUACAAAACCAUAACUUGAAAUAAAUAAAGCAUGCAAUUCACAAGAGCUUCUUCAAUGGCUGGCUCAUGCUUCCAUGGGCUUCGCAUGCGAAGGUCGAAGAGUAAGCCUUUACCGGAGCUUCCUCCUUCAUCGUCUUCCAAGAAAAGGAUGAAUUCUGACUUAGAGAACAUGGAGAGAAAGAGAUUUGACAGCUUGGAAUCAUGGUCCAUGAUAUUGGACUCUGAGAAUGUGGAGACAUGGGAAGCUUCUAAGGAGGAUCAGGAGGAGUGGACUGCAGAUUUGUCACAGCUUUUCAUAGGGAACAAGUUUGCAUCUGGAGCUCACAGUAGAAUCUACCGUGGAAUUUACAAGCAGAGAGCCGUAGCUGUGAAAAUGGUGAGGAUCCCGACACAGGACGAGGAGAGAAGAUCCUUGCUUGAGCAGCAGUUCAAAUCUGAAGUUGCUUUGCUUUCACGUCUCUUUCAUCCGAACAUAGUUCAGUUUAUUGCAGCUUGUAAAAAACCGCCAGUGUACUGUAUCAUAACAGAAUACAUGUCACAAGGAACUCUGAGGAUGUAUCUGAACAAGAAAGAGCCAUACUCUCUUUCAAUUGAAACAAUACUAAGGUUAGCUCUUGACAUAUCUAGGGGUAUGGAGUACCUUCACUCGCAAGGCGUCAUCCACAGAGAUCUCAAGUCAAAUAACCUUCUUCUCAAUGAUGAGAUGAGGGUUAAGGUGGCAGAUUUCGGCACAUCUUGUCUCGAAACAAGGUGUCGCGAGACCAAAGGAAACAUGGGAACGUAUCGUUGGAUGGCGCCAGAGAUGAUUAAGGAGAAACCUUACACUCGCAAAGUUGAUGUGUAUAGUUUUGGUAUUGUGCUUUGGGAACUCACAACUGCUUUACUUCCCUUCCAAGGAAUGACCCCUGUCCAAGCUGCUUUUGCUGUUGCUGAGAAGAAUGAGAGGCCACCACUGCCGGCGAGUUGCCAGCCAGCACUAGCACACCUCAUAAAGCGUUGCUGGGCGGCGAACCCAUCGAAGAGGCCGGACUUCAGUGACAUAGUGACCACUCUUGAGAAGUACGAUGAAUGUGUGAAGGAGGGACUUCCCCUAACUCAUCAUUCAAGACUUGUCAGCAGAAACCUCAUUGAACGCUUAAAAGGCUGCGUCUCCAUGAGUUCCUCCAUACCUGUACAUGCUUAACUCCCUCCCUUCCAUACCCCUUCCUCCAAUAAAGAACACCAAAAGUGUGGGCUUCGUUUAACUGGAAUUACUUAAACCCAAAAGGCCGUAUGCAGAAUGCUAGCUAUAUUUUGUUUGGUUAGGCCAUCAAUAGAACCAGCUGCGCCUGCAAUAGGCAUUGAAGAACACCGUUAAUUGUUUGUUGGAUGAGAUAACAAACCGAAAAUGCAGCAAUUCACUGUGAAAAUUGUCACAGAAUAUUGCAAAAUCUAGCUCAGCCAACUAUAUCUUUGUAUUCAUUAAGACUCAUAUGGAGUCCAUAUGUAUAAGGUUGUAGCUGUUAA